GAAGACAAAACCCCUAAAAAAAAAAGAAAUUCCGACAAGAACAAAGCUGUUCUGUAAUGGAGAUUUGAGUAAAAAGAAGAGAUUGAAAAAUGGUGGAGGGUUGGCGCAAUGGGUUUCGAGAGGCGACGAAUUCAAAGCCUCUGUUCGUGACGAUAUACGCGACGGUGAUCAUCGGCGUUCUAGUCUCUUCCUUCUAUGUCUUCUCCGCUAUUUACUCUCCCACCAAUGGCUCCACCUCCUGGCUCUCUUCUCCUCCUCUCUCCAUUGCUGGCCGUAUUCACAAACUUCCACAAGAGAAUGCCACGUCACAGUUACCAGAGGCACUAACACCGCCAGCUCCGGAGGAGGAAGCUAAAGGCAAAUCAUUGGGUAAAAUCUGGGUGUCUCCUCCUAAAGACAAGAAGAUGCCACCACUUGAAGCCUUUAAACUAACUAAAGAGUUGUUUGGGGAGAGAGUGAAGGAUAAUGUGAUAAUAGUCACAUUUGGGAACUAUGCUUUUAUGGAUUUCAUCUUGACUUGGGUUAAACACUUGACUGAUUUAGAUCUCUCCAAUAUUCUAGUUGGUGCUAUGGAUACAAAGUUGCUAGAAGCUUUGUACUGGAAAGGUGUUCCGGUUUUCGACAUGGGAAGCCAUAUGAGCACAGUGGAUGUUGGUUGGGGCUCCCCAACGUUUCACAAAAUGGGAAGAGAGAAAGUUAUUCUCAUUGAUUCCGUUUUGCCUUUUGGUUAUGAGCUUCUAAUGUGUGACACUGACAUGGUCUGGCUUAAGAACCCUCUGCCUUAUCUGGCUCGGUUCCCUGAUGCUGAUGUUCUGACAUCAAGCGAUCAAGUUGUGCCUACGGUUGUGGAUGACAGCUUGGAUAUAUGGCAACAAGUUGGCGCCGCAUACAACAUAGGGAUCUUCCAUUGGAGACCAACAGAAGCUGCCAAAAAGUUGGCUAAAGAGUGGAAAGACAUUCUCAUAGCUGACGAUAAGGUUUGGGAUCAAAACGGGUUCAAUGAGAUUGUUAGGAGACAGCUAGGCCCAUCAGUGGAUGGUGACAGUGGACUCUUUUAUGCUUAUGAUGGUAAUCUCAAGGUUGGGAUCUUGCCGGCUAGCAUAUUCUGCAGUGGUCACACUUAUUUUGUUCAGGCUAUGUAUCAGCAGCUCAGGCUAGAACCGUAUGCGUUGCAUACAACGUUUCAAUACGCAGGUACUGAAGGUAAACGUCACAGGCUUCGAGAGGGGAUGGUUUUCUUUGACCCACCAGAGUAUUACGAUGCACCAGGAGGGUUCAUUUCUUUUAAACCAUCUAUUCCAAAGAGCAUGUUAUUAGAUGGGAAUCAUACUAUUGAGUCACACUUUGCCCUCGUUAACCACCAAAUGAAACAGAUACGAUCAGCUCUAGCCAUUGCGUCUUUGCUAAACCGUACACUGGUGAUGCCACCAAUAUGGUGCAGGUUAGAUAGGCUUUGGUUUGGACAUCCUGGUACUCUUGUGGGAUCUAUGACACGUCAACCUUUCAUCUGCCCGCUUGAUCAUGUCUUUGAGGUCAAUAUCAUGCUAAAGGAGCUACCAGAGGAAGAGUUUGGUCCGGGGAUUGGUAUCAGAGAAUAUUCUUUCUUAGAUAAUCCAUCAUUACCAAAACAAGUAAAAGAGUCAUGGCUUGAUGUUCAGCUUUGUCAAGAAGGAAAAGAAGGAUGUGAGGCUUCGAAUAUCACUAGCUCCUCUGGGGCUCUUAAGUUCCCAAAGCGGAGCAAUGAAGAUACGUUCAAGGCGAUUUUCUCUUCCUUCAAUGAUGUCAAAGUGAUCAAGUUCUCUUCAAUAGAAGAUGCUUUCACCGGAUUCUCUGAUAAGGAGCGGGAAGAGAGAUUCAGAAGACGGGUGAAGAGAUAUGUGGGGAUAUGGUGUUGUGAGGAGAAUAAGACUCCGGGACAUAUUUAUUACGACAUGUACUGGGAUGAGAAACCUGGUUGGAAACCAGUUCCUCCACAGACACCAGAAGAGGAUCAUCCUCCACUUUGAUGCUCUGACUACUCAGCAAGAGAAACUCUAAGAAGCAGAAGCAGAAGCAGAAGCAGAAGCUUUAUUCUAUUUCUUGGGUCACAAGGAAGCUUAAGAGUUUGUUUUUGUUUUUCUUUUCUUACAGCCCGUUUACUACUGUAAAACUGAACUUCUGUCUUACACAAUUGUAUAAGCAAAUGUUUUAAUGAUAGGUUUGGACACAGA
Eruca vesicaria subsp. sativa (arugula) is the source of this 2210-nucleotide messenger RNA. The record is from the annotation of a GenBank genome assembly. NCBI's taxonomy places the organism in Eukaryota, Viridiplantae, Streptophyta, Magnoliopsida, Brassicales, Brassicaceae.